Messenger RNA from Galdieria sulphuraria, 5757 nucleotides. RefSeq names its product importin alpha. The coding region runs from base 22 to 5673 and encodes 1883 amino acids. NCBI's taxonomy places the organism in Eukaryota, Rhodophyta, Bangiophyceae, Galdieriales, Galdieriaceae. The record is from RefSeq and is a predicted model, not a curated record. The transcript is spliced from 5 exons. Gene Ontology annotation, molecular function: RNA binding; RNA nuclease activity; protein binding. Gene Ontology annotation, biological process: RNA processing.
CAUAGAAAACAAGAAAAGAUUAUGGCUACUUCAAAGGAACAGUUGGAUAACUACAACUUUGCGAAUUUGGAACCUCAGGUUAUUACUGCACGGGCACAACUGCAACAGCUGCUGUCUAGAGAAGACUUGCACUUGGAAAGAAACUCUGAAGAUAAUAGCACACUCACGUUGGAUUCCUUGGCAGAAGAAUUCGACGAAGCUCUCAGUAGUUUGUCUAUGGACACCAACUCCGCUGUUCGACUUUUAUCUGAAGCACGGGCAGUGGCGGAAGACCGGUUGGGGUUGGGUUCUACAAACUUGGCAAGCAUGGACGAAACUUUUGCAGAGCUGCCUCUAGCUAAAGUACGUUCUUCAGCCGCAGUUUUCGCGCGACUACUGGAGGAAAGCAAGGAUGAACAAGUGUUGAGGGAAACUUGCUUGGGACUUUGUCAGCUUUUUGGUGACGGUAUCCAGAACGACAGAAUUCAAGCUAUUUUAGAGACAGACGUGGUACCGAAACUCAUUGCUUUAUUGCAACCCCAACAAAAGAGUGACGGCGUUCGAUUCCCUGUCUCGGUUGCUGUUCAAAGUGCAGCUUUACAAGUAAUUGGGAAUAUUGCCUGUGGGGAUGACAGACAAACGCAAAUCAUAAUCGACUGUAAUGCACUUCCCUGUUUGAAGGCACUUCUUUCAAGCCCGGAGAAAGGAAUUCGAAAGGAGUGCUGUUGGAUUAUAUCCAAUAUUACUGAAUCUGCUCAUCAAGUGGAAGAUGUCAUCGAGGCAGAUAUAUUGCCUACUCUCAUUGAACUGAUAGAUAAUAGCGACGUGGCUUGUCGAGAAGAUGCUUCCUGGGUUUUAUAUAAUAUAACCGCAAACUUUGAUGAAGGUCAGAUUCAGUAUCUUGUGGACAAGGGAGGUAUCAAUUCCUUUUGUAAUUUGUUGGACUCUACCAAAGAACUGGAUGUCUUCUGGAAGUGCUGCAGUACAAUUUCUUCCAUAGCGUUAAAAGGUUUGAGAAAUGUUUUGUUUGUAGGAGAACAGUUGGCAAGAACAUAUGGCAAGCGAUAUAAUCCUUACGCAGCACUGGUAGUCGAAUGCAAUGGAGUAGAAAAAAUUGAAAUGUUAGCACAAAGCUCGAAUAUGGAGCUUGUUAGACGAGCUUUGUCUAUCAUUCAAACCUUUUUUGGUUCCGAAUCUAUAGCAAAUUCUGUAAAUAUACGAAAGCGGAUCUCGACGUUCAAACCAGAAGUACAAGAGUCGACAGAGUACGAAAAUUCGGAGUCAGAAGAGUCUAUCUGUUCCGAACUGGAUGACGACAUAAGUGAUCAUGAUUUACUUCCUCCAGCAUUGACACCUUGCCAGUGUGUCCUUUGCACAGAUAUUAAUCCUCUAGUGGAUAAAAAGUCGAAACUUAACUCUGAAACCAAAACAGACCCGACACAAGCCUUCUCGCAACCUUUAGGUGCCUGUGAUUUUNGAAGAGCGGUUCGCAUGGGACAUUCUCAUUGUUUGGCUGCAAUACUUUCACGUAUGAAAUGGAGUGAUCGAAGCGCAGCGAUAGAAACCCCCGCAGCAGUUCGACCGGUUGGGAACAAGUCAAAUAGUCGUUCCAAUCAUUCGAAUUCUAUGCCGGAAACGUCAUUGCCAGCAUUUGUGUUGGCAGCCAAGUUGGGAAAACCUCUCUGUGUGGAGAUGAUUGUUCGAAAAUGUAAACCGGAGCUCGAUGCAACUUUUGGUCGUAAACGUUUGACAGCUUUGGCUUGGGCAGCGUACAAAGGUUACUUGCGAUGCUGUCAAAUAUUGUUGGAUAGUGGUGCUAAUCCCCAAGCCCGAUGUGCGGAUGGCCUUACUGCGCUACAUUUAGCUGCGUCUUCUGGUUAUACUCGCAUUGUAUCUCUUUUAUUAGAACGUGGAGCCCAAGUGGAUGUGAAGUCUGCUAAAGGACAGACUCCUUUAUUCCAUGCUUGUCAGAAAGGUCACAGUCAAGUUGUUCAAAUGUUGUUAUCAGCCGGUGCCAACGCUAAUCUUCAAGAUGAACAACAGUUAUCAUCAUUGCAUCUUGCAGCUAUUUAUGGUCAGUCAGAGUGUGUUCGAACUCUCAUUCAUGAAGGACAUGCACAAGUGGACAUAAAGAAUUCGAGCGAAACAACGCCUUUACAUUAUGCAGUCAGAGGAGGUCAUGUAGAAGUGGUCAAGUGCUUGAUGGAGAAUGGCGCAAUUCUUUCUACCGGAGUUAGCACUCUAGGAGGAGGAGCCUCACAAGGAGGUUCUUUGUUGUUUAUUGCUGUGGAGAAUGGAGACUUUGAAUGUGCACGCACUCUUCUCGAUUUUGGUUGUUCCGUACACCAAACGGCUAACCUUAAACUCUUGAUUCACAAGGAUCAUGAAACGAACGAUUGCUUGCAACCUCUUGCCUUGGCAGCAUCAAAAGGGCAUGCGGACAUUGUUGACUUGUUGAUUCAACACAAUGCGGAUGUUCAUGUGAAAACGAGUAAAGGCUGGUCACCAUUGGACUUGGCAGUUCUUAAUGGGCACACCGCUUGUGUAAAAAAGUUGUUGAACUAUGGAGCAACUGUGGAUGAUAAACUUAAAACUUUGGGAAAGAUGAGUUUCACACUUGUUCAGUUCUCUGCUAGAUUUGGUCACCGAGAAAUGUUGCGCGUGUUAGUGGAACAGCUAAAAUCCCAGCAAGAAAAUAAGAAUGUUGAUUCAGUACCUAAUUCGUGUGACCGGUCCCUUUCCUUCCAGCAGUCUUCGCAAAUGAAUGGCUCUUCUUCAUUAGAAGGCUCUAGUUUGAACACACCAAGCAGCUCCAGUAGAACCACUGGUCAGUCAUCAACAGUGGUUACCAAGAGACGACCACAACGAGAUGUUGGUAAAGGUGGAAAUGUUAAUGGUGAAGAUUUUUUCAAACGUGAAAGAAAGCGAAAGGAAGUUGAAGCUAACGAAGUUUUGACAAAGUUAGAUGACGCAAUUAACUGCAAGUCCAUUCCGAAACUGACGGAAUCGAUUGCCCACGCAAACAAGUUGUUAUUACAGAUUGCAGCGCUACGUCCCGAUUCUCAGCCCGUUAGUGUUCCAAAGGAAGACAAAUCAUCUAAAUCAUCUUCUACGGGGUUGGAUGACAAAACAGGGUCUUUUCAUCAGAGUAUUAUGGAAGGCUGGUCGAGUAAUGGUUCUUCAGAAGCUGUGAAUAAACCUCAAGAACUUGUCAAUGACUUGAGUCAUCAUUCUCAUCAUCCGUUUUCCUUCGGGCGGAAACUUGAAUAUCAUUUGAGUAAGAACAUCCAAAAAGCUCGUGAUACUCUUUCCAGAAUCCAAGAAGAGGAAAGGCGUUGGAGAGAAGAGAAAUUGGAAAUGGAAAGAAAAAUUAGUCAAGAGCAAGCACGCAAACAGUUGUCGGAAGCUUUGUCCUCGGUAGAAAAGAUUGGUGACCAUAAAGCAUUGACAAGAGCGCUGAAACGAGCGGAAAGGUUAGGAAUGACUCAAGACGCGUUGUAUCAAGAGGCACUUGAAAUGAAUGAGAGAAUCAAAAAAGCAAUGGAUGUGGUGAAAUGUCUCCAGGGUGCUCAAACAAAUAAACAGAUGGAACAAGUGGAGGAGUUGAUCAAACAAGGCAGAAAGUUGACUAGUUGUCUGCCGGCACUGUUAUGCACAAAAAUCUUUGGAGACAUGAAUUCGGUGUUGGAAAGUGCUGAAAUAUGGUUUCAUGAAAAGGAAAAAGAAAAGGAAGAAGCAGUGGCAGAACAACGUAAGAAAGCAGUAGAAGAACAAAAACUUAUUAAAAAAGCACAUCCUUACUUGGAAACUGCUGAAACCACAACUUCCUCAUAUUGUGAAGUAGAACAAUUGGUGAAAGACAUGGAACAGUUUAUAUCGCAACAUUCGGAAGAUGUAUCAGUUGAACUGAAGUCAGUCAUGGAUUCGAUGAAGAAGAAACUUGUGAAGAUUGUGAAAGGUGAACGAAAAAGAUUGCGGCAGCUUGGUAGCUUACAAGACGAAGAAUAUAUUGAAGGUGAAUUGGAUAGUAUUCGUGCAUUGGGUCUGAAUGCAUUAGCGCGUGAUAUUCAACAAGUAGAACGACAUUUACAAAGGUUGCGUGCCACAAAAGCUGUAGGUGAACGAUUUCAGAGUGCAGUAGAGUCGAAUGACUUGGAAAUGAUGAACAAGUGGAAACAGGAAAUGGAAUCUCUGGGUAUGAUAAAGGAAGCAGAGGAAGCAAGAGUUGUUAUAGAACAACUCAGAAGACAAACUUUUUUCAAGUCUCAGUUGGAGACCUUUUUGGACGAGACAAGGGAAUUGCUGGAAGCUGCUCCAGAGUCGGUGGAAAAAUGGCCAGAUGGUCGUCGUUUGAGUGUUUUAUGUAAAAAAGCGAAGAAAUAUGACGGCUUAGAAGAGUUGAUUGAAAGCGGUCACUUGUUGGCACAGCGCUUGGGUGAAUGGUGUCGGUCCAAACUACUCUCAGAAAGUGAAUGUGAUGACCCGAAAGUUAUAUCGCAGGCAGUGGAAAAUUUUGUAGCAUCAUUGGCUGAAGAUCAAUAUGGUGAUGAGGCGGUUACUUUUGGUUCUUUGUUUGAUGCAGAGAAAUGUGAAUCAGCCUGGAAACAUGCAAGGCAACGGUUGAUGGAUAGUCAGGCUCGUAUUCAAGAACAAGUUUGGAUGGAGUUGAGCUCUUCCAAGUUGGAAACAAGCAAUGUAAUGACAAAAACCUAUGAAGGUAUUGAUUCGGAUAAUGGUUUGUCUUACCCGGAUGCCGAAGACUCCACCAAAGUAGAGGAAAGGCAAGAUUCAGGUUCUUAUAACGAAAAAGUUGUGAAUGAGAGAAGCCGUAACAAUCAGGUGUCGAAGAAAAGAUUAUCACGUCAUUUGCAUUUAUCCAACAGCCCAUUAGAAGUGCUGCGUAGCUACUCAUCCAGUGAAGAGAAUACUGGUCAAACAAGCUAUAUCGCGCAAGAUGAAACAAGUGAGGAAUGCAAUUGUAUCCACCAUUAUGUUUGGUUGGAUAAAAAUGAAGCAAUAUGUAACAAAUGCAAGCAUGUUGUUGUUUGCCAAAAUAUGGAAUGGUUGGAAUGGGUGAAACUGCGAACAUUACGAGAAAGAGGAGCCUUGACUCGUCUUGUGGAUAAACCAAGUAGAAGAGAAGAGGAAACAGUUUCUGAAGCUACAAGUAACCAUCGUUUCAAGCAUGAACCUAGGCACUCUUCCUCUUCAUCGUCUUCAUCUAGUUCAUCGUCACCGAAUCCCUUGACUUUUAAGAAACAACUUUCCUCUGUUACCUCUUCAUAUGGACAUGUCGCUCACACGUCAGUUGCAUUGGAUCAAUUCUAUACGACAUCAUCUCCAUUGGAAGUGGAACAUCCCAGUGGUGUCGUGAAUGGUUUACAGGAUACUAAGUCGGACCAGUCGGUUAGCUUUGGUACUUUUAUGGAUAAUGUCACUAGAUUGAGCGACCAUCUUAGUGGUUACUAUGCAGGUAGCAAACCUGUGCAAUCGGUUUCCUUUAGUUAUCCCGAUAUGACCGAGAUAAGUAGUGGCCGUGCAUUGAAUACUAGUGGUCUAUGGAACCAUUCGUCUGCAUCGAGUAAUAUGUUGUUUGGUGGGAAUGACCAUCAUGAUAUUUCGGAAGAGUUUGCCAAGGAGAACUUUGGUUUUCAUAUCGAAGACAUUGUGGAUGAAGAUAGUACCGGUAGAUAGUAUAUAAUGAAAACAUAUGAUGGGACUUGAAAUAUAUUUUCCCUCUGCUCUUCGUCUUUUUUUAAUAAAGCGAUCAGAAAUCAA